GCAGUGGGCCGUUGGCCGCGCAGGCGCCGUGGGCCGGCGGGUGUUUACGGCGGCGGAGGUCGGGGGCCGCGGACAGGCCGCGGACGGGCGAGCGGCGCCCGAGGAGCCGCAGGUCGCGGGCCGGCCGGCCCUGGAGUGAUAGUCACGAUGGAACACGGCCCCGUAUAGUCGACAACCACCUAGGAUGGACCGUGACCCCACGUUCGCGGCUGCGUGCCUGCACCCCUCGCACCCGUUAGGAGCCCCUGCCGCCCUCAGGCCGGGGCUGCGAGGUACGCCCAGCGCUGGAGCAAGGACAGCGCUCCUUGGACAAGUCGGGUUUGAAUGGACGGUAGAUCCAGGUUUGGAGGCUGGAGGACUGAGCACAUCCGGGUGUUGCCCGAGUGUGAUCUCAAAGAUGGGAGGUGCGGUGAGUGCUGGUGAGGACAACGAUGAGCUGAUAGACAAUUUGAAGGAAGCACAGUACAUCCGGACCGAACUGGUGGAGCAGGCUUUCCGAGCGAUUGACCGCGCAGAUUAUUAUCUUGAAGAGUUUAAAGAAAAUGCGUAUAAAGACUUGGCAUGGAAGCAUGGGAACAUCCACCUGUCGGCUCCGUGCAUCUACUCAGAGGUGAUGGAAGCCCUGGACCUGCAGCCUGGGCUCUCGUUCCUGAACCUGGGCAGUGGCACCGGCUACCUCAGCUCCAUGGUGGGGCUCAUUUUAGGUCCUUUUGGGGUAAACCAUGGUGUGGAGCUUCAUCCAGACGUGAUUGAGUACGCAAAGCAGAAACUAGACUUCUUCAUCAGGACCAGCGACAGCUUCGACAAGUUUGACUUCUGUGAACCUUCCUUUGUUCCUGGCAAUUGCCUGGAGCUUUCUCCCGAUUGCUCUCAGUAUGACCGGGUGUAUUGCGGGGCAGGUGUGCAGAAGGAGCACGAGGACUACAUGAAGAGUCUUCUCAAGGUGGGGGGCAUCCUGGUCAUGCCGCUGGAAGAGAAGUUGACUAAGAUAACGCGCACGGGACCUUCUGCUUGGGAAACCAAAAAGAUCCUGGCUGUUUCCUUUGCUCCUCUGGUCCAGCCGCGCCGCUCAGAGUCGGGGAAAUCAAGACUCGUCCAGUUACAGAACUGCUGACGGUGAUGCCCUGGGAAGCAGAAGAGCCACCUAGAAGGGAAUUAAACCCGCCCUGUGGAGAGUGUGUCCCGGCACCUCUGGCCGCGGGGCUCCUGCAGAGCCCGGUCCCUCUGCUCCGGGGCGGCUGCAGGGCCACGUGUCCGCCACUCGGCUCAGGUGGGCGGGGCCAGGUCUGCAGUGGAGCCUUCCUCGGCCAGGCCUGCGCCUCUCACUCCGUCAGGGUGCAGACCCACCAAAGAGUGAAGCUUUCAGCCAAAUGUUUUAUAAUUUCAACAAGAGGUUUACACAGCAAGGAAAAUUGCAAGUGUCUUUAUUUAAUAUAAAACUGUUCAGCAUGCACUCUGCUUUCUGAUGAUUUAGAAAAUUUGGAAAAUGAAAAAAAAUAUAGGAAGAAAAAAAUCACCCUUAAUUUCAGCACCCAAAGAUAACUAAUACAUGUUGGUGAGUUCCUUCCAGAAUCAUCCUUUAAUAUAUGAGAGGAGUCACUUGUCAAUGUGAUGUUCUUCCUGGUCUCUGCUAAGUGCAGGUCACAUGGCAUUGACAUGGUCGUUGAAGUGUGAGGAACUGGGGUCAGGAGCACCCACAGGCUGCAGAGGGACUGAGAGGGUAGGCGUGGAGAGUGAGGAUGUUUGUGUUGGUCCUGAGGCCGAGAGGAACUCCAUGAGAGAAGAGGGAGGAAAGGAGCCAAGGCCGUGACUGACGUGUGCGUUCCCAGGUGCUCAGAGGGGGCAGGGGGCUCCCUGAGGGGGUGCCCGUUGGCCUGCAGUUAUCUGUCCCCCGGGCUGUGCAGGGCUCCUCGGGGGGAGCGUCUCACUCGGGAUCACCCUCCUGAGGGACGCAGUCGUGUCCUUGUUCCGUGUUCCCAGAGGGUAACUGAGCUGACGUUGCCCACGGCAGCGUGUUGGAGGUGAGGGGACAGUCGGGGGUCGAGGAGGCUUGGUUGGGCCUGGCUGACGGUCAUGACCACGUGGAGGGCACCCUGAUAUGUGGGUUUUGAGCCUGUGGUUCAAAGUGAAUAUUGGAUGAUAAAUCACGUGAUGCUGUUUAGGGAUCAUCAAGGGAGCAGCAGUCCCCGUGUUUGUGACGUGACCUUUGUAGACCAGUAGUCACACUGAUGGGGUCGGUGCCGAGUGAGGUCCUGUAGGUGCCGGCAGCGUCCGCCAUCAGAGUGGACGGGCCAAGGUCAGCACAGGCAGGGACCAGGCAGGAGGCGUUGGGAUGUCCCAGGCUAGAGAUGAAGAUGGAUGGUGAACACUGGCCUGAGAGGGAAGGCCCGGGACAGGCCCAGGAGCUCUCUGAGGAAGGGUGCCAGAGACUUGUGAUCGGCUUUGUGGUCAGGGCUGGGUGACAGCCCUGGGGGUUGCCGGCCUAUCUCUGUUAAUUGCAGCCACAGACUAGAUGUCAGGCCGAGGAGAGGGGAGAAGGGGUGACGUCAGAACCUGGGGCAGCAGCACUCGGCUGGGAGGGGGAAGAGCUGACACCAGCCAGCAAGCAGGUUACCUCCCCACGUGGCCCACGUGCCAGCGCUGUCCGUUCCAGCUGCCUUAGGAGCAGCAGCGAGUGGCAGGGUGAGCCCCAGCGUCCUUCCUGGAGGAAGAGGACAGUUGAGCAGAGAGGAGUUGGUGCUGACAAUGGGGUCACGGGAACUUCCAGGGCCCCGGGGUCCAGUGGGCACUUGCUGAGGUUCUGCGAGGCCUCCGGAUGGUGGGUGGGGGUGUUUUGGGGCACUCAGGUCCUGGAGGGGAGAGCGAUGCUGGUUUUGAGUUUACUCUAUUGACACACUUGACCCCCUCGUUCCUUUCCCUCCGAGAAAAGCCCUCACGGCCUCGCCGCAGAGUCUGCGUUAAACUCAGUGACCAAGCUUUACUUUUUCUUAGGCUGUAGAGUUUUUGUUCUUAAAAAUGUGUGGUUCUACUUUUCUCUACUUUAACAACAACAACAAGAAGUCCUCAGUUUACAAAUCACAGUGAAAACGUUAGAGUAGGGGGCGAGUGCCGGGUGGCGGUGGGUGAGAGAGCCCACGGGCAGACAGGGACCCGCGGGCCGGCCAGGCGGAGGACGCAGCCGCCGGGCCUUCUCCUGCUGUCUCCGCCGGUGCUGCCCUCCUUGGCCUCCGUGCGGGUUACAGGUGUCAGGUAUCUCCUGAAAAGAGCUCACGUUCUGUGCUUUGUUUGUCCAC
This is a messenger RNA of Eptesicus fuscus (big brown bat), 3293 nucleotides long. It is a transcript of the gene PCMTD2, whose product is annotated as protein-L-isoaspartate (D-aspartate) O-methyltransferase domain containing 2. NCBI's taxonomy places the organism in Eukaryota, Metazoa, Chordata, Mammalia, Chiroptera, Vespertilionidae. Gene Ontology annotation, molecular function: protein-L-isoaspartate (D-aspartate) O-methyltransferase activity. The transcript has 7 exons. Gene Ontology annotation, cellular component: cytoplasm. Gene Ontology annotation, biological process: protein modification process. The coding region runs from base 185 to 1114 and encodes 309 amino acids. The record is from RefSeq and is a predicted model, not a curated record.